This is a messenger RNA of Electrophorus electricus (electric eel), 1225 nucleotides long. It is a transcript of the gene bdh2, whose product is annotated as 3-hydroxybutyrate dehydrogenase, type 2. Gene Ontology annotation, cellular component: cytoplasm. NCBI's taxonomy places the organism in Eukaryota, Metazoa, Chordata, Actinopteri, Gymnotiformes, Gymnotidae. Gene Ontology annotation, molecular function: 3-hydroxybutyrate dehydrogenase activity. Gene Ontology annotation, biological process: siderophore biosynthetic process. The record is from RefSeq and is a predicted model, not a curated record.
CUCAAGUUGUAAGUCGCUUAUGGUGUUUUAAACAGUUUUUAUAUGAUACGUUUCUGUCACAGUAGUGACAUUGUGGAUUGUGUCGCUCGAAGCUGUAGUUGAAAGCCAUGGGAAGACUGGAUGGCAAAGUGAUCGUCUUGUCUGCAGCUGCCCAAGGGAUCGGAAGAGCAGCUGCUAUAGCUUUUGCCAGAGAGGGCGCUCAAGUCACAGCUACGGACAUCAAUGGCGAGAAACUCAAAGAAUUGGAUGGCAUUCCAGGGAUUAAGACCAAGGUUGUUGAUAUAACCAACAAGGACCAAGUGGAGGCACUGGCUCAGGAAUUCAACCACGUGGACGUGAUUUUUAAUGUGGCUGGGUUUGUCCACCAUGGUUCCAUCCUGGACUGUGAGGAGGCCGACUGGGACUUUAGCAUGAACGUCAACGUACGCAGCAUGUACCUAAUGAUUAAGGCCUUCCUGCCUAAGAUGCUGGCCUGCAAGUCUGGCAGUAUCAUAAAUAUGUCAUCUGUGGCAUCAAGUAUCAAAGGUGUUGUGAACAGAUGUGUCUACAGCACAUCUAAAGCUGCUGUGAUCGGCCUAACCAAGUCAGUGGCAGCAGACUUCCUUGAGCAAGGGAUCCGUUGCAAUUGCAUCUGUCCUGGUACUGUAGACACACCAUCAUUAAGAGGACGAAUCCAGGCCAGACCUGAUCCUGAGCAGGCUUAUAAGGACUUUAUCGCCCGCCAGAAGAUAGGCCGGAUGUGCACUGCCGAAGAGGUGGCUCACCUGUGUGUUUACCUGGCCUCAGACGAGUCUGCCUAUGUGACUGGCGCAAAAUACAUCAUCGAUGGAGGAUGGAGCCUCUAAACAUUUAGCACCUACUAUGAAAUGUAGUACCUUUCAGUAGCACAGCUUUAAUACAGUUUUAUCAUCAAAGUAAUUUUUGAUGCAUCCAAAUGUCUUGUGGCACCUUUUGAAAUUUUCUAUAAAUGAGUUAAAAUGUCUUUUUUGUCUUGCACCACCAAAGGAUCCAGUUUCAGAUUCCCAUGAUGAAGGCUGAUCUUAAAUAAAUUGUCCUUUUUUUUUAUGAUUAUCGCUGUACUUUAAAAAGGGAAAUUGAAAUGUGUUAGUGAUUUUGUAGAUUACUUAUUUCCUGCACCACACUUUUGAUUAAAUGAACCAUUGUGUGGAAUAAGGAAUAUUUAGCAAAUGGUGAAUUAACGUGUAAUAAACAUAUUGCCUUGAAA